UGUUAACACGUCUGCUCGCGUUUGCGAUGAUAUUUAAUUUUUGCAUUUAAAUGUUCUGUGAACAAAAAGUUCAGUUUUUUUGAGUCAUGGAUCCUUGUCAAGUAGAACGAUUAAAGGAAGAAUAUGACAAGGGUCUUCAUCAGUGUCUGGAAAAAAUUAGACAAUGGGAGAAAUUUAAGAGUGAUUACGAAGUUUUGAAAGAACGUCUGGAAACUUUACCCAAUGCUCUCUCGUAUGAUGUCACAAUUCCUUUUGGCACUCAGGCUUUUACUACGGGUAAAUUAGUUCAUACAAAUGAAAUAAUGGUAUUACUUGGUGAUGACUGGUUUGCUGAAGUUUCAGCUAAAGAGGCUUCAGCCAUAGCAAGUAGAAGAAUUUUACAAUGCUUAAAAAUGUUAGAAGAAUGUGAAAAAGAAAAACUUCAGUUCGAAAAUUGGCUAAAGUACAUCAAUGAGGUUACUAAUAGUGAAGGUUUAGUUGAUAUAAGAGAAGAAUAUGACGAGGAGAAAGAAAAAGAAUGGAGAGAUAAACAUGCUGAAAGUUUAAAAGAAUAUAGAAGACAAAGAACAGCAGAAGAAAAAAGCCAUCAAGAAAACCAAGAUGGUUCAAAAAUGUUAGAAGAAUGUAACAACAAAAAAACGAACUUUGAAAGUUCCUUGAAAAGCAUCAAUGGGGGUUCCGGUGAUGAUGAUUUAAUUGAUAUAAUGGAAGAAUAUGAUGAAGAAGAAGAAAAAAAAUGGAGGGGUAUUGCUAAACAUGCUGAAAGUUUGAAAGAAUACCGAAGACAAACAAUAGCUGAAAAGAAAAACCAUCAAGAAGACCCAGUUAGUUGUAAUUCUGAUGAUGCUUUUGCAGAAAUAUUAAAUAACUUAGAAAUUAAUGAAGCAGAUUCAAAUGAUGUUGAAUCAGAUAGAAAUACGACUGAGUACUCUGAUGAAUGUUCACAGAAUUCUGAAGAACAUUUUAAACCCCCAUUAAAGUUACUCAUCAAUUGUAAUAAUCGGAAGUCUUUCUCUGAAAGCGAAACAGGAGAUGAUGUAGAGGAUUGUAGCAAAAGAAAAGAUGAUAAUGCAAAUACUUUGGAAUGUAAUUCACCUAGUUCGAGUAAGCAUGUUAGAUGGGUUGAUUUGUCAAAACAGAACAUGAAAAAAAUUACAUUUAAGCAUAGCAAAAGUAAAAAGCAUGAUUCAAGUCAUCGUAGGAGAAGCCAGGAUUCUUUCAGUGAAAGUGAUGAUCCUUCUUCAAUACAAAGUCCUUCAGACAUAUAUAAGCAUUUUGGUAGUUACUUCCAAAUGUCUCCUCCUAAAUCCAUCCUUAAAGUCAAACAAUCGCCAACUUCUGACUACAGUGAGCCUUCUUUUCAAACCAAAGAAAACAUGCCAAAGUCGAGUUCACCAGACACAAAUGAUGAGAGUUCAUAUCCUGCAUUUACUGGUGAAGUGAUAGAACGUUCCAGCCCGGUAAAGAUAACUGAGAGUAAGUCAAGACCCAGUUCUCAUUUCAAAAACUCUCGCAAGAAUCGGAAACAUUAAAGGAAGCCAUAAAUCAUUUGAUUAUAUUUUUUGAAAAUAAAAAUUUAACUUUUUAUAACUGA
This is a messenger RNA of Uloborus diversus, 1594 nucleotides long. It is a transcript of the gene uri, whose product is annotated as unconventional prefoldin RPB5 interactor 1-like. Gene Ontology annotation, molecular function: transcription corepressor activity; phosphatase inhibitor activity; chromatin binding. The coding region runs from base 87 to 1532 and encodes 481 amino acids. Gene Ontology annotation, biological process: negative regulation of transcription by RNA polymerase II; negative regulation of phosphatase activity. Lineage: Eukaryota; Metazoa; Arthropoda; Arachnida; Araneae; Uloboridae. The transcript has 13 exons. The record is from RefSeq and is a predicted model, not a curated record.